CACUUGUCUACUUCCAUAUUUUUUCUUUUUAGGUUAGUGGCAGUAACUCUAAAAUAUUUCUCAUUCUGAUUUAUUGUUAUACAUAACAUGCAUUUGUUUUUCACAAUGAGAAAAGCUCGCUGGGACAAGUCACGUGGUAGGUUAAAUAAUGUGAAAUAAUAAUAAGAAUAAAAUGUUGCCUUAAUUGCAAAUCAGCACUCUUGCUUGCACAAUUUCCGGUCUCGUGACGUAUACACAAUACGUCAUGUAUGCGUAAAACUAUAAGGCGAUUGGCUGGGAAACCUCACGUGACAAACGCGGGGGCGCGUCCACUUUGACUCGAAAAAUUGAAAUUGGGCGAAUUUAUUAAUAUUAAAUGGCGACUUAACGCAACAUCGGCAGGUCGUUCGCGAAUCGGAGUGAAAUUCUAAAUCGGUGCGAAAGUGCGAAGGAGGUUCGAGUAGGCGUGUCCUCACCUGUGAGUCAGGUGGACGCGGCUGGACUAAAAGAAGCAGGAAGUGACUCGACGCCACUUUUGUCCUCGUUCGAGGCCAGUUCGGCUGAGGCUUUUUCUCUUGAAACGUUUGUCGUUGUUGUUGUUGUUGUUUUUUUUUUGUGCGUGAGUUCCAAAGUGGAGAUGAGCGUUAAGAGCCCGACCCUCAGGUGCGCUUUGUGGCUGUUCUGCGCCGGUUUGGUCGCGUCGUGCGACUGGAAGCAGGCGGACGUCGCCGACACGAGGCUGGACCCGAGCUCGCUGGAGGCCGGCGCUCGGUUCCUGUCUCCGAGGCUCGACGCGGCCGAUCCGGCGGCCUGCCGGGAGGCCUGCUGCUCGCAUCUGGAAUGCCAGCUGGCCUUGGUGGAGUCUCCUGUGGACGGUCCGCCGCGGUGCCUCCUGGUGAGCUGCUCGGUCGGCUCCCGCGACGUGUGCGUCCUGACCCCCGCCUCCCACGGCCUGGUGGCCGGCUGGAAGAGGCCGCCGGUCGCCGUGUACCUGGCGGACACCUCGGAAGGUUUCAGAAACGGCAGCGGCGACGCGAUCUGUCUGCAGCCGGCGAAGGUGGGCCCGUGCCGCGCCUCCUUCCCCAAAUUCUACUACGACUCGGUCAACCGGACGUGCCGCGGUUUCAUCUACGGCGGCUGCGAGGCCAACGGCAACAACUUCGACACCCGCGAAGACUGCGAGGCCGCCUGUGGCGGGGUCACAGGUUCCGUUCUUCCCGAGGAGUCGUCAGCGGCGCCACCCGCCGGUCCUGUCAAAUCUGUUCGAAUGCUGCAACCCUUCGCCGAACCACGAGCGCUGAGUGCCGACGAUGUCGUUGAGCAAAAAAUGAUCCCCGCCGACGAGUAUUCUGAGCGCUGCGAGGCGGAGCCGGCGGCGGGUCCGUGCAGGGCGGCGUUCCGCCACUGGUACUACGACAGUCGGCUGCGCCAAUGCAAGAUGUUCAUCUACGGCGGUUGCGGAGGCAACAAGAACAACUACGACAGCCAAAAGAGCUGCUUGGACGCGUGCCACGUGAGCGUUGUUCCCGCCCCCAAGAAACUCCUCCCAUCGGAUUCGCCGUCAGAAGAAGAAUGCUUGUCGCCUCCUGACGCGGGUCUUUGCCGCGCCGCCUUCCCCAAGUUCUACUACGACGGGGCCACCGACAGCUGUCAGUCGUUCGUUUACGGGGGUUGCGGCGGCAACCGGAACCGAUUCGACAGCGCCGAGGACUGCCGGACCCGAUGCGCCGGCGCCGCAGACGGUUCAUUUGCGGGCCGGGACAAGACACGCAGUCGCUGGACCGCAGGCUUCUUUGUUCUCCUGACCCUGGCGGCCGUUUGUACCGUGCUGGUGUCCGCCCUGGUGGUGACCAUGCUGCGGCGCGUGCGCCUCACCCGCAGCGCCUCCAUCGUCAGCGACAAGGAGGAACUUCUCCCGGACGUGCGCUCGUCUCUGGAGUCUCUGCGGGUCCCGGACUCGCCCGUCACCGCGGACAAAGCCUGAUCGGGCGGAGCCGCUCGCUUCAUGAGGUACACCCUCGGAUCGCAACCAGUACAAAUACAAAGUUAAAGAAAAAAAUACGAUGAACAGCCCUGUUUGACAUCAUACCCAAAAUUGAUCAAUAUUGUUAUAUUUUUAUUUAAAAAAAAAAUACAUAUAGGAUGGCAUUCAGUGGUGUACCUAAUAAAGUGUCUGCUGAGUUCUGUCUCUAUGCUAAGCUAAAAGCUAAAGACGAUGCAAAGUGAAAAUAGAUUCAUUUUCUAAUAGCAAUAAAUCGCUGUUUGUGCUUCGCAGUAUCAAUGAUUUUUGUUUGAUUGCUGAUGAGCGUUAGCAGCAUGCGUUAAACUUUAAAACUUUUAAUCAUUUUUACCGUCAACUUUUUGUUUUUGGUUUUACAUGUAGCAAAUCAGCACAUUGAAUAUCAAACACAUUUGUAAGUGACCGCUUGACCAAUCAAGUUAUAAUUUUUUUUUUUUUUUUUUAAUGUUUAUGACCUGUUUUUUUUUUUCUGAUCAUCAUUUGAGAUGAUUAUCACAGAUUUGUAGUUUGAGUGUAAAAAUUCAAUUUGUGCUGUUAAUGAAAUUGUGAAUAAAAUUAUUUCGAACGAU
Molecule: messenger RNA, 2568 nt
Organism: Syngnathoides biaculeatus (alligator pipefish)
Lineage: Eukaryota; Metazoa; Chordata; Actinopteri; Syngnathiformes; Syngnathidae
Gene: spint2
Product: serine peptidase inhibitor, Kunitz type, 2
Exons: 11
Coding region: 617-1963 (448 amino acids)
Molecular function (GO): serine-type endopeptidase inhibitor activity
Source: RefSeq, a predicted model, not a curated record